Molecule: messenger RNA, 834 nt
Organism: Penicillium riverlandense
Lineage: Eukaryota; Fungi; Ascomycota; Eurotiomycetes; Eurotiales; Aspergillaceae
Product: alpha/beta fold hydrolase
Exons: 1
Coding region: 1-834 (277 amino acids)
Source: RefSeq, a predicted model, not a curated record
AUGUAUCUCACCAAAACAAUCAACAAAGUCGAGAUAUGCUAUGAUGAGUCCGGGUAUGCCGACGGCCCAGCGAUCGUGCUAGUAUCAGGCUGGGCACACGACCUGCGUCUUUACGAUGCCAUGCUUCCCUACCUAGCUGGCAAUCAUCGAGUCAUCCGUAUCAAUUGGCGUGGCCAUGGCCCCAGUCGGGACUAUACAGACGACUUCGGCGUGAACGAGCAAGUCAACGACACCAUCUGCCUUUUGCAGGCACUCGGAGUUGAUCGAUUCUACCUGGUCUCGCACUCGCAUGGCGGAUGGCCAGCACUGGAAAUCGCAGACCAGUUGGGCAAGGACCAAGUCCUUCGACUGUUGAUGAUCGAUCAGAUCAUGAGCCCCCCUCCACAGGAGUUUGCAGCCGGACUAGAGGCCAUGCAGACACCGGAGACCUGGUUAGCAGCACGUAAGAACCUCUUUGAUCACUGGCUGGCGGCAAGCAGCCACACGGGGGUCCAUGACCAUUUGACCUACUGCAUGGGCAGCUACGGACACCAGAUGUGGGCGCUUUCAUGUCGCGUAAUUGCGGCUGCUUACCAAGCUAACGGGUCUCCAAUGGAUCGGAUGCGAAGGAUGGUUAAUCCUCCACCAAUACGCCAUAUCUUCUCUCAUCCGCUCGACAUGCCUGAGUACCGGCAGCUGCACGACAGUUUUUCCAAGGCACAUCCAUGGUUUUCAUACGCGGAUUUGCAAGGUGAAACUCACUUCCCGAGUGUCGAGUUACCCCAGAAAGUCUGCGAGGAACUCGAAGACUUAAUUGAGACGGGCAGAACACAGCGACGCAAUGGUUCUCUAUGA